AUGGUGAAGUUGGAGCCCAUGACGAACGGCUACUACCUCUGGCAUUAUGUUCCCUCAAUAGCAGCCGGAGUGAUCUUCACUGUACUCUUCUUCGCCAUUACAGCAUUCCACUCUUGGAAGCUAUUCAAAACCAAGGAUCGCUUUACCUUUCCCUUUGCCAUUGGCGGGCUGUUCGAAAUCAUCGGUUACGCUGCCCGAGUGGCCGCCCAUGGCAAGACCGGUGAGCUGAUGCCCUACGUUAUUCAGAGCGUCUUUCUCCUUCUCGCGCCGAUCCUCUUCGCCGCCGCGGUCUACAUGGUUCUCGCACGCAUUAUCCGCAGCGUUAACGCCGAGCAAUACUCUCCUAUUCGCAUCAACUGGGUGACAAAGAUAUUCGUCGGCUGUGAUAUCCUCACCUUUCUCAUCCAGGGUAGUGGCGCCGGCAUGAUGGCCGAGAGCAGCAUGAGCAAGAUGGGCAAGAACAUUGUUCUUGCGGGUCUGAUUUUGCAAAUCCUCACAUUCGUCUUGUUCCUGGUUACCGCGAUUGUGUUUGACAUUCGCAUGAGGGCGAAUCCUACUCUGGAAGCUACGCAAGGUGGUUCGCCUUGGAAGAAGCAUUUGCUCAGCUUGUACACCGUCAGUUCUAUGAUCCUGCUUCGCUCGGUUUUCCGUGUCAUUGAAUAUGGAUUGGGCAAUGAUGGGUAUUUGCUGGCAAAUGAAUGGCCCACUUAUGUUCUGGAUGCAGUUCCCAUGUUUAUCGCCAUGAUUUGUUUUGCUUACUGGUAUCCAAGUGAGCUGCAGCCAUUCUUGGUGAAGUCGGAGUUGGAGGUGGCUUCCGUUUAA
This is a messenger RNA of Penicillium arizonense, 822 nucleotides long. RefSeq names its product RTA1 domain-containing protein. Lineage: Eukaryota; Fungi; Ascomycota; Eurotiomycetes; Eurotiales; Aspergillaceae. The transcript has 2 exons. The record is from RefSeq and is a predicted model, not a curated record. The coding region runs from base 1 to 822 and encodes 273 amino acids. Gene Ontology annotation, cellular component: membrane.